AUGCGUCUGAAACUAGUGCCUAACUACCAGUACGACACUCACCAGGAAGCCAGCGCCUUCAGAGACAAUAUGGGAGCUGAUAGUCCUCGCAGCUCAGAACCCCUCCCAUUGGCUGUUGCCAAGGAGGCCAAAGUGAGUGACAUGGAGGAUGACCAGUUAGGAGAAGAGGACAUUGUCUUUCUGGACAAUAAGGUGGAGGGGAGGACGACAGUCAGAAGGAGAAGCUGGUUCUGUCGGAGGACUGUGAGCUCAUCACCAUCGUGGCGGUGGUUCCGGGUCGGCUGGAGGUCACCACACAUCACCUGUACUUCUACGACGCCAGCAGCGAGAAGGGAGGAGACGGAAGAGGGAAUUGGUUUUGAUUUCAAGCGGCCCUUGUCUCAGCUGAGAGAGGUGCACCUGAGACGCUACAACCUGCGUCGCUCUGCUGUGGAGCUAUUCUUCAUCGACCAGUCACACUACUUCAUCAACUUCAAGAAGAAGGUGAGGAACAUGGUGUACUCUAGGAUCCUGGGGCUGCGGCCCCCCAACCUCUUCUAUUUUGGCUCCCGCUCUCCUCAGGAGCUCCUCAAGGCUUCUGGCCUCACACAGAGAUGGGUAUGCAGAGAGAUUUCCAACUUUGAAUAUCUGAUGCAACUGAACACCAUCUCUGGACGUACCUACAACGACCUGUCUCAGUACCCUGUGUUCCCAUGGGUGUUGAGUGACUACACCUCUCCAGAUCUGGACCUGGAGAACCCAGCCGUGUUCAGAGACCUGUCCAAACCCAUCGGAGUAGUCAACCCCCGCCACGCACAGAACGUCAGGGAGAAGUAUGAGAGCUUUGAGGACUCAACGGGCACGAUAGACAAGUUCCACUAUGGAACACACUACUCUAACGCUGCAGGAGUCAUGCACUACAUGAUCCGUAUGGAGCCCUUCACCACCCUCCACAUCCAGCUGCAGGACGGCAGGUUUGACUGUGCAGACCGUCAGUUCCACUCUGUAGCAGCAGCCUGGCAGGCUCGCAUGGAGAGUCCCGCAGACGUCAAAGAGCUCAUCCCUGAGUUCUUCUACUUUCCAGAGUUCCUGCAGAACAUCAACGGGUUUGACCUGGGCAGUCUGCAGAUGACCCAGAACAAUGUGACUGAUGUUCUGUUACCACAAUGGGCCUUGUCUAGAGAAGACUUCAUCAGGAAACACAGGAAAGCUCUGGAGUGUGAGCACGUUUCCUCUCACCUCCAUGAGUGGAUUGACCUGAUCUUUGGCUGCAAGCAGAGAGGGGAGGAGGCGGUGAAGGCCCUCAAUGUCUUCUACUACUGCACCUAUGAAGGUGCGGUGGAUCUGGACGCCAUAGCCAAUGAGACGGAGCGCAAGGCCCUGGAGGGCAUCAUCAGUAACUUUGGACAGACGCCCUGUCAACUACUCAAGGCGGUGGUUCCCAGGAACCAGAACCGCUCCUUUAUCAUCCAGGGCUCUGACGUACUG
This is a messenger RNA of Salmo salar (Atlantic salmon), 1467 nucleotides long. The record is from RefSeq and is a predicted model, not a curated record. NCBI's taxonomy places the organism in Eukaryota, Metazoa, Chordata, Actinopteri, Salmoniformes, Salmonidae.